GUACACGGCGCUCAUGCUGGUCGGGUAGGGCUCGGGGCGCGUGUCGACGCGGUGGGGCAUCUGCAUUGUGGCGUCAAUUGAUGCCAACAGCGGGGGCGGCGCGCGCGGGCUCACCGGGCGAUCACCACGCGCAGGCUUUUCUGUGCUCGCCGUCUCGGCGGGUGCUGCUGCGUCCUUGGCGGCGUCGGCGGGCGGGGCGGGCGACUGGCUGCCUCUCUGCUCGUCGCCGUCGGUGGCAGCGCUGGGGGAGCGGACCUGGGCGUUCCUGCAGAGGAGCAAUCAGCGGGCGUCCCGCCUAUAUAAGCGGACGAGGGCGCACCACGAAUACAUGUCCGGCCAAGACGAGCGACCUGUGCGACGGCCAAUCAGCGUCCCCUGCUCGCGUGCACAAACCGAGCCGGGCGCCGCGAGCUGGUCCGCGCGGCGUCCCACACCCACACGCACCUAGCUCACUUCCUUUUGAUGCUUGACCGUCGUCGGCGUCGUUGACCACGACAAAGACUUCCGCACAGCGUCGAGUACAACGACAAGGAGCACCGAGCACGUCGGCGCUGGCGAACCAGCCUCAGCAAUUUUACCCGGCACCUCCGCCGGCCCCUGAUCACUAUCCCCGAACGGAAGCGCCUAGAACCGCCCGUUGCCACCGCGUGCCUCGCCCUCCGUCCUUAUCGCCCCGCGCUCGCCGCCGUCGACGACGACGAGCAGCGAGGGGGAGGCGGGGGCGCGCCAUCAUCGAGCGGGAGGGCGCGCGCGCAGCCGCAAAGCCC
Messenger RNA from Schizophyllum commune H4-8, 767 nucleotides. RefSeq lists its product as uncharacterized. The transcript has a single exon. NCBI's taxonomy places the organism in Eukaryota, Fungi, Basidiomycota, Agaricomycetes, Agaricales, Schizophyllaceae. The record is from RefSeq and is a predicted model, not a curated record. The coding region runs from base 81 to 470 and encodes 129 amino acids.